AUGGCACUCCCGGAAGCGAUCCUCUUCUCCUCCCUCUGGGCUUUUGGCCUUGGGCAAUUAAAGUCGGAGCAACAUGAAAUAUCAGUUACUGGAGUAAGAGAUAAGAGUGUAGUUAUAUCUUGCAAGGUAUCCUCUCAAGACUUUAGCAACAAAUACAUCCACUGGUACCGGCAUAAACCAAAUCAGGGUAUGGAACAUCUAGUAUACGUCGUAACAGCCCCUGCUCCAAAAAACUUAGGAGGGAAGAAAAACAAGAUUGAGGCCAGAAAAGACGUCCGCACCUCCACUUCUACCUUGAACAUAAGGUUCUUAGAGAAAGAAGAUGAGGCCACGUACUACUGUGCCUGCUCAGGUUGGAUCAAGAUAUUUGGAAGAGGAACUAAGCUCAUAGUAACUCUCCCUGAUAGAAGCCUUGAUGGAGACAUGUCUCCCAAGCCCACUAUAUUUCUUCCUUCGAUUGAUGAAAUAAACCUCCAUGAGGCUGGAACACAUCUUUGCCUUCUCGAGAAGUUUUUCCCUGAUGUCAUUAAGGUCUAUUGGAAAGAAAAGAAUGGCAACAGAGUUCUGGAAUCCCAGCAGGGAAAUAUCAUCAAGACUAAUGAUACAUACAUGAAAUUCAGCUGGCUGACCGUGACUAAAAAGUCAAUGGAUAAUGAACUCGUAUGUAUCGUCAAACACGAGAAUAAUAAAAGAGGAAUUGAUCAAGAGAUUCUUUUCCCUUCAAUUGAGAAUAAUAAAAGAGGAAUUGAUCAAGAGAUUCUUUUCCCUUCAAUUAACAAAGAGGUCACUACACAUGCCUGCGUGAAAAAAGGAAGUGAUUCCCUGCAGCUGCAGCUCACGAACACCUGUGCCUGCUACACCUACCUCCUUCUCCUCCUCAAGAGCUUGGUCUACUUUGUCAUCAUCUCCUUCUGUGUGUGUAGAAGAACAGCCGUCUGCGGCCAUGGGAAGAGCUCGUGACAGAGGACACCACAAAGGGGUCACCUUUCCUUCAUCAUCUCUUGUCUCUAAAAGUGUCUGCUGAGGAUCUAGCUGGGCUUCCUUUCUGGGUUUGGGUUAUUUCAGUUCACAUGUGUAUUCUUCUAUGUGCCAUUAUUGUGUAAGGGCUUUUCAAACCACUGGGCAAGCAGACAGUUUGACUCCGUAACAGGGAAUUCUACCAUUACUCAGGGCAGGGCCCAAGGCUGGCCCAGGGGAGCCUCUCCCACCACUGUCCCCACAACC
Messenger RNA from Globicephala melas (long-finned pilot whale), 1224 nucleotides. Lineage: Eukaryota; Metazoa; Chordata; Mammalia; Artiodactyla; Delphinidae. The record is from RefSeq and is a predicted model, not a curated record.